Molecule: messenger RNA, 2040 nt
Organism: Eimeria tenella
Lineage: Eukaryota; Apicomplexa; Conoidasida; Eucoccidiorida; Eimeriidae
Exons: 3
Coding region: 1-2040 (679 amino acids)
Biological process (GO): nucleoside transmembrane transport
Cellular component (GO): plasma membrane
Molecular function (GO): nucleoside transmembrane transporter activity
Source: RefSeq, a predicted model, not a curated record
AUGGUUGAAAUUCGAAUUGCCCACACCUCGUCCACUGUCGAUGCAGCCAAGCCUCUACAGCAGCACCACGGGCUCUCUCAGUCCAAGUCCGCGGCCGCGCAAGGGCCCCCCUUGGGGGCCCCCCUGCAUCCCCAGGAGGCGCUGUUUCCGCGGCCGUUGGCUUGCUGCGCCAUCUCCGCGGGUCCGGCCGCUGCUGCUGCUGCGGAGCGGCCGCGCAGCAGCUGCAGCAGCAGCUGCAGCAGCAGCGCAGAGCGUUUCGUGAGCAGCAGCAGCAGCAUAGAGACGGAGGGCCUGUGCGUGGGUCUGCGCAGCGUGGCGAUUGAGCCGAAGUGCAGCAGCAGCCCGCCGCAGCGCGGGGAGCAGCAGCAGCAGCAGCUUGCAGGAGCAGCGGCUCGCGCCGCCGCCGCGGGCCGCGCAGCUGAGGGGCCCCCCGGGGGCCCCCCGAGCCCCAAAGACAGCCAGGGGGGCCCCCGAGAAGUGGCUUUUGGAUUUUUAACUUUUCUUUUCUGCGGAGUGGCCUCCCUGGUGUGCUGGCAGUCGCUGCUGGGGAUGCUGCCGUACAUCGAGCAGCACGCCUACGGGGGGGCCCCCUACGGCAACAGCGUCUUAGGCAUAUACCAAGUGGGGUGCAUUGCUGUUCAAUUAAUUUUCAUUUUCUUUAUUGAUGCCAUGAAGCCCUCUUUGGUGGUUUCUGCCGUUCUCUGCGACGCCACGCUCGCCGCGCUGCUGCCCCUCGUCCUGACCAGGUGUACGUACACCCCAAGCCUCCUGCUCUUCCACGCAGUCGCUCUCCUCUUCGGCGUCUGCGCUGGGAUCGUCUCCGGGGGAUCCAUUGCCCUCGCCUCUUCCCUCCCCUUUGGCUUUAUUGGCUCCUUCUCCAUGGGUCAGGGUGUGUGCGGCAUCGUCGCCUUCAUAGUUAACUUGGUGGCCUCGCGCUACCUCUUCGACUUGGCCACUUAUCAAGGAGCCGUGCACAUGUUCUGGUUGGUAUUUGGGGCAAGUGCAGCGGUGUCUCUGGUGUCAGCUGUGCUGCUGCUGGUGUCACUGCAGCAGCCGUGGGCUCGCGGAGGGCUGCAGCGUUACUGGGUAGCGAAGCGCGCGCGCGCAGCAGCAGCAGCAGCAGCAGCUGCAGCAGCAGCAGCAGAGGAAGAGCAGGAGGGCUCCCGGACGCGUUGUGGCGUGUGGUCGCUGUCGUGCGCGUGCUCUGCAACAGCAGCAGCUGCUCCGCAGCCGCAGCAGCAGCAAAGCGCGUGGCAGCGUUUCCUGCGGCGGUGGAGAGGAACCCACGCAGCAGCAGCAGAAGCAGCAGCAGCAGUGAGAGCAGCAGGAGACGCGCGGACGCAGGAGCUGGUGGUGAUCCGCAAGGGCGCGGGGAGCAGCAGCUGCAGCCUGACGAGCCCGCGCAGCAGGAGCAGCAGCUUCUGGCGGCUGCAGCCGGAAGGCGCCGAGACGGAAGGCGCCCCCGCAGCAGCAGCAGCAGCAGCAGCGGGGGAGAUCGACGAGAGCACGCUGCCCUCGCGCGGCUGGCGACACAUUGCUGCUGCCAGCUGGCCGUAUUUGUUCAGUGUGUUCUUCACGCUGGCUGUGAGCAUGCACUUGUACCCGCGGGUGGGGCCAAUUGGCUGGAGCAGCAGCAGCAAAAGUGCAGCAAAUGAACAAUAUAUAAUACUAUUUGGAGUGUUUUGCAUGGGGGACUUCGUGGGAAAGGCGCUGCCGGACCUGUCGAGGCACCCGAAGCUUCGCUGGCUGCGGCUCUCCCGCCGCGCGCUGCUGCUGCUGGUGCUGCUGCGGCCGCUGCUCGGAAUCUUCUUUGUUCUCGGCACCGUCUUCGUGGAACAUCCCUUUUUUAAUUCUUUUGCUCUUUACUUUUUCCUAAUUGCUGCUCUCGCGGUCACCAACGGCUGCUGCGCCACCACUGCCAUUGCAGGCGCCUGUGCUGCUGUCCCAAGAUUCGAGGAAAAGGAAAUCGUCGGGCCUGCUGCAGUGCUGCUGCUGCUCCUGGGCAUUGCCUGUGGGGUCUACUCUGCCUACAUCUACUGA